GUCACUUUCCAAAUAAGGCCAUGCCUUCAGCUGGAACUUUGCCCUGGGUCCAGGGGAUUAUCUGUAACGCCAACAAUCCUUGCUUCCGCUAUCCGACACCCGGGGAGUCUCCAGGCAUUGUUGGAAAUUUCAACAAAUCUAUAGUUUCCCGGUUGUUCUCAGAUGCCAAACGAUUGCUGUUGUAUAGCCAGAAAGACACCAGCAUUAAAGAUGCACAGAAACUUGUGGGAAAGCUGCAUAAAGCUGGGAAAUCUGUGUCAGGUAUGAAACUCCGGGAUUUUCUGAUUGCCAACGAGACAUUCUCAGACUUCCUUCAUCGUAAUGCUUCCGUACCAAGAUUUGCGGUGGACGAAAUACUGAAUUCUAAGGUCAAUCUCCAACGGAUCGUUACAUCUGGGUACCAGAUGAGAGUGAAAGACCUUUGCAAUUCAACCAAGCUGUCAGAGUUUCUCAUCAUCCCAAAUCCAGCAAUAGCCAUGGCUAGUGAUGCCUUCAUUUGCUUCAUGCCUAAGGAUAAACUUGCUUCUGCAGAGAAGGUGUUGCAGGAUAAUCUAGAUAUCAUGAAGCCAUUUAUGAAAGGGAUCACCUCCAACUCCACUUUACAGGGUCUGAAAGAAGCUGCAGAGACUUUGUUGGAGAGCUUCGGAAAGCUCCUGAAAGAGCUCGUGAGCAUAAAAAGCUGGAGUGACAUGAGGCAGGAAGUAUUGUUCUUGACCAAUGUGAACCACACUAGUUCUUCUACCGAAAUUUACCAAGCAGUGUCCCGUAUUGUUUGCGGCCAUCCAGAAGGAGGGGGGUUGCAAAUUAAGUCUCUCAAUUGGUUGGAAGACAGCAAUUACAAAGCCAUCUUUAGUGUCAAUAACACAGAUGAAGAGGUAGCUGAUUUCUAUGAUAACUCCACAACACCCUACUGCAAUGACCUCAUGAAGACUCUGGAAUCCAGUCCACUUUCCCGCAUUAUAUGGAGAGCCUUGAAGCCUUUGCUUGUAGGAAAAGUCUUGUACACACCUGACACACCAGCUACAAGGGCGGUGAUGUCUGAGGUAAACAAGACAUUCCAGGAGCUAGGUGUCUUCCGUGAUCUCGGAGGGAUGUGGGAAGAGAUAAGACCGAGGAUACUAACUUUCAUGGAGAAAAGACAGGAAAUGGACGUGGUUCGGACUUUACUAAAGAACAAGGACCUCUGGCGCCACUACUUGGAAGGUUCAAACUGGACGGUUGAGGAUGUUGCUGUGUUCUUGGCAAAAUACCCAGAGGAUGUUCAGACAGUGAAUGGCUCAACCUACUCCUGGAGGGAUGCUUUCAACGAGACAGAUCGUGCUGUUAUGACUAUUUCCCGAUUCAUGGAAUGUGUCAAUUUGGACAAGCUGGAACCUGUGCCAAACGAGGUGCGUCUUAUCAACAAGUCCAUGGAGCUGCUGGACCAGCGGAGAUUUUGGGCAAGCAUCGUCUUCCCUGAAGUUGCUCCUGGCAGCACAAAGUUGCCUCACCACGUCAAAUACAAGAUACGGAUGGACAUAGACAAUGUAGAAAGGACGAACAAAAUUAAGGACGGGUUCUGGGACCCAGGUCCUCGAGCGGACCCUUUUGAAGACAUGCGCUAUGUCUGGGGAGGCUUUGCUUACCUACAGGAUGUUGUGGAGCAGGCAAUCAUCCGAUCUCUAACAGGCUCUGAGAAGAAAACGGGCGUGUAUAUCCAGCAGAUGCCGUACCCCUGUUAUGUGGAUGACAUUUUCCUGCAUGUCAUGAGCCGAUCCAUGCCUCUCUUCAUGGUCCUGGCUUGGAUUUACUCCGUGGCGAUAAUCAUCAAAGGGAUCGUGUACGAGAAGGAAGCCCGACUGAAAGAGACCAUGAGGAUCAUGGGGCUGAACAACGGCAUCCUCUGGCUCAGCUGGUUCAUCAGCAGCCUCAUCCCCCUCCUCUUGAGCGCCGGGCUCCUGGUGCUGAUCCUCAAGAAUGGGAACCUGCUGCCCUACAGUGAUCCCAGCGUGGUGUUCGUCUUCCUGUCAUUCUUCGGCAUGGUGACCAUCUUGCAGUGCUUCCUCAUCAGCACCUUAUUCUCGAGGGCCAACAUGGCGGCAGCAUGCGGAGGAAUCAUCUACUUCACUCUCUACUUGCCCUACGUUCUGUGUGUUGCCUGGCAGGAUUAUGUUGGCUUCUCUCUCAAAAUAUUUGCCAGCCUGCUUUCUCCUGUAGCCUUUGGGUUUGGCUGCGAAUAUCUCUCCCUGUUUGAAGAGCAGGGCAUUGGAGUACAGUGGGAGAACAUCCUUGAAAGCCCCAUAGAAGAUGACAGCUUCAACCUGACCACUUCUUUUUACAUGAUGAUGUUGGAUACUUUUCUGUAUGGGAUUAUGACUUGGUACAUUGAGUCUGUUUUCCCAGGCCAGUAUGGCAUUCCCAGGCCCUGGUACUUUCCCUUCUUGAAGAGCUAUUGGUGCGGUGAGGAAUCUGAGCAGCAGCAGCUCCCUUCUGUCCGCACAGGAUCAUCUGAAAUCUGUGUAGAAGAAGAGCCAAGUCAUCUUAUCCUUGGAGUAUCCAUUCAGAGCCUGGUGAAGGUUUAUCGUGAUGGCAAAAAGCUGGCUGUAGAUGGCCUCACACUGAAUUUCUAUGAGGGACAGAUCACCUCCUUCCUGGGACACAACGGAGCUGGGAAAACAACCACAAUGUCCAUCUUGACGGGAUUAUUUCCACCAACCUCUGGCACGGCUUUUAUCCUGGGCAAAGAUAUCCGCUCUGAACUCAGCAGCAUUCGGCAGAAUCUAGGGGUCUGCCCUCAACACAAUGUCCUGUUUGAUGAGCUGACGGUGGAAGAGCACAUCUGGUUUUAUGCACGCCUGAAGGGGCUAUCGGAAAAGUUGGUGAAAAGGGAGAUGGAGCAGAUGGCUAUAGAUGUUGGCCUGCCUCACAAACUGAAAUCAAAGACAAGUAAACUCUCUGGUGGCAUGCAGAGAAAGCUUUCUGUAGCACUGGCCUUCGUAGGUGGCUCUAAAGUUGUCAUUCUGGAUGAGCCAACGGCGGGCGUCGAUCCUUAUUCUCGCCGAGGGAUCUGGGAGCUACUUUUAAAAUAUCGCCAAGGCCGCACUAUCAUUCUCUCCACGCAUCACAUGGACGAGGCAGAUAUCCUCGGAGACCGGAUCGCCAUCAUAUCUCACGGCAAACUGUGCUGCGUCGGCUCUUCUCUGUUUCUGAAGAACCAGCUUGGAACAGGCUAUUAUCUGACCUUAGUCAAAAAGGAUGUGGAUUCCUCACUAAGCUCCUGCAGAAACAGCAGCAGCACGGUGUCUUUCCUGAAAAAGGAUGACAGUGUCUCCCAGAGUAGCUCUGAUGCUGGACUUGGCAGUGACCAUGAAAGUGACACUCUGACAAUUGAUGUGUCUGCAAUUUCCAAUCUCAUCAUGAAGCAUGUCCCUGAAGCAAGGCUUGUAGAGGAUAUCGGCCACGAGUUAACCUACGUUUUGCCGUACCAAGCUGCCAAGGAGGGCGCUUUUGUGGAGCUGUUUCACGAGAUCGACGACCGCCUCUCUGACCUGGGCAUUUCCAGUUAUGGCAUUUCUGAGACCACUCUGGAGGAGGUAUUUCUCAAAGUGGCAGAGGAUAAUGGUGUGGAUGCAGAGACCUCAGAUGGCACUUUACCUGCUAGAAGAAAUCAACGUCCCUUUGGAGACCGCCAAAGCUGCCUUCGUCCUUUCACAGAAGAUGAUGCUCUUGACUCCAAUGAUUCCGACAUAGAUCCAGAAUCCCGAGAGACGGACCUACUGAGUGGGAUGGACAGCAAAGGAUCCUACCAGAUGAAGGGCUGGAAGCUGAUUCAGCAGCAGUUUGUCACUCUACUGUGGAAGAGGCUGCUGAUUGCCAAGCGCAGUAGGAAGGGCUUCUUUGCCCAGAUUGUUCUCCCAGCUGUCUUUGUUUGCAUCGCGCUCAUGUUCAGUCUGAUU
This is a messenger RNA of Euleptes europaea (tarantolino), 3935 nucleotides long. Its product is annotated as phospholipid-transporting ATPase ABCA1-like. Gene Ontology annotation, cellular component: intracellular membrane-bounded organelle; membrane. Gene Ontology annotation, biological process: transmembrane transport; phospholipid efflux. The record is from RefSeq and is a predicted model, not a curated record. Gene Ontology annotation, molecular function: ATP hydrolysis activity; ABC-type transporter activity; ATP binding. The transcript is spliced from 26 exons. Lineage: Eukaryota; Metazoa; Chordata; Lepidosauria; Squamata; Sphaerodactylidae. The annotation marks the transcript as partial.